AAUCUACUUAAUCGCAAGUUGUAGAAAAUGGUUAUGGGGCACCGAGAAGAGUAAGUUGUUGUUUGGUCGAAGUUUUCUAACAAGACAUUAUGGCUUAUUUGCGAUGUCUACAGAGUGUAAAAGCAAUCUCAAAAGAUGAAGAAUCUGGUACUAAGCGUGUAAAACCAGCUGAUCUUGACAUCUAUUUUGAGCCCAAGUCAGUUAUACCAUAUUCUUCACUAGAGGAAAAACCUUAUGCUUUCCAGAAAUAUGUAUCUGUUGUUCGAAAGAAACUUUGGAGAUUCAAAGACGUUACUUUAAAUGCAUAUAAAUCAGCAGAGGCAUCCGUUGUUGGUGCCAAAGAUGGAAUUGUCGAUGUUUAUGAAUCUGCUAAAAGUGAUCCCCUCUCGAUGGUUAGGCCGGGCUGCAUAACUGCUGCCGUCAUAGCAGGAGCUGUUGUCCAGGGAAGAGGAAAGAAACCUUUCUUGAGACUUUCUAGUGCAUCAGUUGCAGGUGCUCUCGUUGCAAGUGUUGCUUACCCAGAUAAAGCGUUUAAGGUUGCUAAAAAUGUUUACAUGGUAACAAAAGAUGCUAGUGUUUCUUUAGCAGAAAGAAUGCGUAAUAUAGCAGAUCAAGCUAAGGGAACAAAAACAGAUGAAUUAGCCAAUGCAACUAUGAAUCAUGAACGUGAAACAGCUGGUGAACAAUCAGACGACGAAGGAACAGGAGAAUUCCCAGAGGUUGCUACAGUAGGUCAUGAUACUCAUGCGAUUAAUACAGAUGAAAGUUCAGUGGAAGCGGAGAGAAUGCCAGCUGAAAGAGAUCCUCAAAUUGAAGGCAUUGCUUUGAUACAAGAACCUUUAGAUAUUGUGAUAAACAUCAUUAAAGAUGACAGUGGAGAAGAGAUAUGUUUAUUAGAAAAUUCAGUAACAAAAUCAAAUGCAGAUGACAGCAAAGAGGAGGGCAGUGAAGGAGCAAUGCCAAGUACUGAUUCAGUUGAAAGCUCUUUGUCAGUUGAAGAGAAGAACAUUGAGACAGAAGUGACUGAAAGUAAAUCAGAAGUAUUGUUGAUUGAUAAUGAUGAGAAAAACCAGGGAUCACCCAAUGACGUAUCACACAUGCAAGAUGAGGAGAAGCCAGGAAUAGCAUCUGAAACACAAAUAAAUCCAACUAAAACUUAUAUUCCCAAUGAAGAAGUUAUGAAAAGUGAAGAAGUGAAAGAAGAAAAAUCUCCUUCUACUGACAAUGUAGAUUAUGGGCAAUCAAGUCCAGAAGAUCAAGAUAUGUACUCUACAAGAACAUAAGAUUCACAAAUACAUCAUUUAUCAAUUAUAUUGCAGAUGCUGUAAUCAAGACAUAUUUGUUGUUCACUGCCAUUUUAUCAUUUUUUCGAAAGA
Rhopilema esculentum is the source of this 1376-nucleotide messenger RNA. RefSeq lists its product as uncharacterized. Lineage: Eukaryota; Metazoa; Cnidaria; Scyphozoa; Rhizostomeae; Rhizostomatidae. Gene Ontology annotation, biological process: cristae formation. Gene Ontology annotation, cellular component: MICOS complex. The record is from RefSeq and is a predicted model, not a curated record.